Pangasianodon hypophthalmus (striped catfish) is the source of this 1254-nucleotide messenger RNA. It is a transcript of the gene sco1, whose product is annotated as protein SCO1 homolog, mitochondrial. NCBI's taxonomy places the organism in Eukaryota, Metazoa, Chordata, Actinopteri, Siluriformes, Pangasiidae. The record is from RefSeq and is a predicted model, not a curated record. The coding region runs from base 201 to 1073 and encodes 290 amino acids. The transcript has 7 exons. Gene Ontology annotation, biological process: mitochondrial respiratory chain complex IV assembly.
UGGUAUUCCGCCAAAGCAACUGCGCUACCUCACAUCCGCUUUUAGUUUCACUUGCUGCUCUGACCUUAAAACUGUACUGGUUUGAUGUGCUGCUUGAGAGAAGUAUUUUUUUUUAUGGCAUUUCGAGUUUUGUUUUGUAAGCCUUGUCUGUGUACGUCGAAGCCGUUUCCGUUUUGAAAAAGAGACCCAGUGAGUUUGCAAUGAAAGUCAUGGCCACACUGCUUCUACAGGGACUCAGGUGGCCAACAUCCAGGCCAUUAACUCUUCAUAGGUUUUACUCCAGCUGCAGAACAUGUACACAGCUGUUCACCAGAGGAACCUGCACUCAGCUGAAUGUAGCCUUCACAUGCAGAAGUCCUGUAUUUCCCAGUGUGAGGACACUGUCUUCUGUCCCUCCACCACCUUCAUCAGGCAACAGAUCUACAGAGAAGAAGACUGGUCCAGUCACAUGGAAAUCUCUCGCUGUCACAUGUGCCUUGGGUGGGACUCUUCUUCUGGGCAUGAAAUACUUCAAAAAAGAGAAAGAGGAAAAGUUUGAGAGAGAGAGAACCAAGUCUUUAGGGAAACCAGCCCUUGGAGGUCCAUUCUCUCUUAUCGAUCACAACAAUAAACCUUCAAAAAGUGAAGAUUACCUCAGCCAGUGGGUGCUGAUCUAUUUUGGAUUCACACACUGUCCCGAUAUCUGUCCUGAUGAACUGGAGAAAAUGAUUGCAGUCGUGGAUGAAAUUGACAGGAUAAAGACACUCCCCAAUUUAACACCAAUUCUGAUCACAAUCGAUCCAGAAAGAGACACACCUGAGGCCAUGGCAGCAUAUGUCAAAGAGUUCUCCCCGAAGCUGAUAGGCUUGACAGGAGCAACGGAACAAAUCGAGCAGGUGUCCAGAGCUUACAGAGUGUACUACAGUCAGGGUCCAAAAGAUGAAGACAACGACUACAUCGUUGAUCAUACCAUCAUUAUGUACCUGGUGGGUCCUGAUGGAAAGUUUGUUGACUAUUACGGCCAGAACAAGAAGUCAGCCGAGAUCUCCUCUUCCAUUGCGUCACACAUGAGGAAGCACAGACAGGCCAAGUAGUGAAAGAUGGAAAGACAAAUUUCCUAAAUGGACUUACAUUUUUGUGCUUUCUCUUUUUUUUUCUAGCUCCAGAAUUGUGUAUAUUCAUAAUUACUUUAAGAUCAGCUUCUGUAUAGAAUAUUGUUUUUGGUGAACGUUUCUCCAUACGAAAAGGGUCUUAAAUAAAAUACAUUCUCUGUUA